AACAUUCAACAUCCCGCUCAUUUCUACGGCGAUUUGAAGAUUGCAGCAAAAUAUCAUCCCGUAAAUUAUUUCAGAGUAGUGUUUGAUCAUAUCAUAUUCUGUCCGUGCCGACAACGCAAAUAAUAUACGGUCAACAAUUGUUGUUGUAAUUUUUGACGAGUUUUAAAAGAGUUUCAUACAUUCAAACACCCAAAUAUUCAUAUAUUCAAAUAUUCAGAUAGAUAGAUAAAAUGUCUAAUCUUCCUCCUACACCUCCACCAAUGAAACCAUCAAGGGUGUAUAGUAAUCAACCACCUAAACCUCCUCCAAAAUUGUCUUCCUUGAUGUAUGGGAAAGGAGGUAACAGUGUAACAUCACCACCAACAAUAGAGGCUAAUAAUGAUACUUCACCACCAUCAUCCACAUCAACAGAUAAUAUUGAUCAUGAUGAAAUCCAAGAAAGUAAUUUGGAUUCGAAUGUUCUUGCUGAAUCAGAAAGUGGUAAUGAAGAAAAGGUCAUUCUAUCGAUUGACAGCCCAAAUAAUCUUCAUUCAAGAAUAACAAGUGCUGAUAGUUUGGAGAAUUUUGAAACAAAAUUUAGUUUGAGUAAUUUGACAGCUUUAGGUUCAGUUUCGGAUAGUCAUUUUAGAAAGAGAUCUACUUCUGAUAUGGACAGUACAGAUAAUAGCAGCUCAUCUCCAACUAUUCAUGAAAGUAUAAGCAGUAAUGGAAGUUUUGGAGUUUCGAAUAGUUUAGAUUCACCUAUUAUUCCAAAGCUAGAUCUUGAGGAAACAUUACAGUCACCAUCAAUUAUUAAUUUUGAUGAUGACGAAACUACUGAAUCAUCUUCUGUAGUAGAGGAUGACGAGAUUAGUACUGUUUCCACACCAAAGGCGACACUUGACAAGGAUAAGGCUAUUUCAAUUUUGGGAGAACGUAUUCCACAAUUAUUCACACGUGUUAGAUUCUUCAAUUUUAUACGUAGAGAUCCAUCUCUUAAAAAGGGUAGAAAACGUCAAGAGUUGAUUAAGGAGACCAUCGAGACAGAAAAGACCUACGUUCAAAAUCUCAAGUCCUUCCUUAAUUUGUACUAUCAACCACUAAUUGAAAAUAGAGACCACGGAAAAGGUGUUUUUAAAGGUCAAUCAGAGAUUCAAGUCCUGUUUGCCAACAUUAACCAAAUUUCAAACAUUAAUCAAACAUUAUUGAAUGAUUUGGAAAAGGCAAAUCCUGAAGUCAAAAUUGAAAUCAAGGAAGAAGAAUCUCUCCCAUCUCCAACCUCCAGCAUAUCCUCUCAAGUUUCAAACAACUCAACAUCCACUCCAAAUGGUUCUGGUGAAUUAACUAGUCCAAGAACUGUUGGGUUUGUCAUCAAGAGAAAAGAUGACCCAAAUCUUAAAAAGAAGAAUCAACCUUCAUCAUACAGAAUUUAUGAUUCUAUCGGUAAACCAUUCGGUCAUCUUGUUCCAUUUUUGAAAGUUUACACAACCUAUAUUAAUAACCACGAUAGAGCAACUGAAAUGUUUGACAAGAUGAAAAAAUCCAAUAAGAAAUUUAAGGAAUUUUUAACAGAGUGCUAUCAAAUGCAAAAGGGAAUCAAAUCAGAUUUCUGUAGUUUCCUCAUUUUACCAAUUCAAAGAAUUCCAAGAUACAAAAUGUUGCUCUCUGAAAUUUUGUCUAAUACUCCUGAAGAACAUACCGAAUUUGAAAACUUACAAAAAGUUGUGAAUGAAAUUGAAAAGAUUGCCUCCUACAUUAAUGAACAAAAGAGAAACUUUGAUAAUGUGAGAUACAUGUACGAAAUUUAUGGAAUGAUCGAACCAAUUUAUCCUGGUUUUGUCCAACCAAACAGAAAGUUCCUGCGAAAGGCCUCCUUCCAUGUCAAGUAUAGACAAGUGAAGUCACAAAGAAAUUCCGUAGCACUGCCAACACCACCAAGUAAUGACUCCAAAAACUCAGGAUCCGUGACUCCAAGAAGUUUACCAUCUGUUCCAACAAAAACAACUUCUACUGCAGCUACAGUAUCGAGUACAGGUAAGAGAGUUUUACCACCUCCUGUUCCUGGAAAACAAGGUGAUACAUUCUCUAAUGUAUUGGCUCAGAUGGCUGGUUCAAAGAAUCUGAAACCACAAUACAAUGAGGGAAGAUUUACAAUUUAUCAAUUUACUGACAUGUUGGUAUUACUUGAGGAAAAGAAUGAAUCUGAUGAAGGUUCUUCAUCACUUUUCCAAUCCUUUACUCGAAAGGCAACCAUGUUUGGAAAGAAGAAGGAACAAUCAAAUACCCCAACCAAUUCAGAUUCAACCAAAUCUAAAUAUCAUCAACUAACAUUAACUGUCGGAAAGAAUUUACACUUUAUUUUCUUCCACUUUAUUGAUACUGAUACCUUCUUUGGGAACAAUAGCAACAAUCUAAACAUCACAACCAGUGGAGGAAGGAAUUUACCUGUGCCUCCACCAAAAAGAGGAUUUUAUGAUGUUAUUGAUGAGUGUGACAUUCCAAUUCGUGUCAUUACUAAAGGUUCUCAAUAUGAAUACAUUCUCACAACAAGUACCACUGGAGACAGAGAUGAAUGGAAAGAAUCACUUGGUAAUUGUAUUUCUGACAUUUGCAAUGUUAAAAUAUACGCCAACAGAGGACUUAGUCUUCAAAAUUCUUCAGAAAUGUACAAAUUGGGAAAGGAAAGAGCUGCAGUGCAUACCCAAGCUAAAGAAAAUCUCAAGUUCCAUCAGCAAAUCCAACAGGAACAAAUGCUUUUGCAAGUAAGAACUGUUCAGGUGAGCAAUGAGAUUCAACAAAAGAAGGAAUUGUUGGCUGCUCUCCAACGUGAAAUUGCGGACCUCGAACAGGAAAAGCAAGAUAAAGAAAAACGUCUUGACGUAAUUAAGGAAGAAAAGGUUCAAGUCCGUGACAAGAUUACAACAUUGUGGCAAGAUUUGCAACAAAAGGAUAAAACUGCUCUCAAGUUACUUCACGAGGAAAAAGAAGCUUUCAAACAUGUAUUUGGAUGUGAAUAUGGUGAAGAAUUAUCUUUCAAGGCACCAACUUCAUCAACUUCGACCAGCGGUGGAUCUUCCACAAGCAACAAUGGCACUGAGAAGAACAAUAAUUCACCUCUUGCUCCAGGUCAAGUGAAUAGUGAGCUGAUGGAGCAAUUGAUGAAAGUUAAAGCCAAUGCUGAAGCAAAUAAGAAUCCACAAGUCAGCGAAAAGAAGAGUAGCUUACUGAAGAGUAUUAUUGGAGAUAGCAAAUCGAGAAAGGUCACUAUCAAACACACUCAAUUCAUUGAGAAUCAGCUCAAGGCAGUCAACCACAAUCCAUCCAAUAAGAGCGCAACCAAUUCUGAAAGUAACCCUACUGAGAGCACACCAACAAAGAAUUAGAAAGUUAAAACUUUUUAAUAUUUUAAUGUACAUAAAUGGAUCAAAAAUGAUUAUUUC
Molecule: messenger RNA, 3419 nt
Organism: Naegleria gruberi
Lineage: Eukaryota; Heterolobosea; Eutetramitea; Acrasida; Naegleriidae
Product: RhoGEF domain-containing protein
Exons: 1
Coding region: 231-3362 (1043 amino acids)
Molecular function (GO): guanyl-nucleotide exchange factor activity
Source: RefSeq, a predicted model, not a curated record